Caenorhabditis elegans is the source of this 1587-nucleotide messenger RNA. RefSeq names its product Nuclear transcription factor Y subunit nfyb-1 (gene nfyb-1). Gene Ontology annotation, molecular function: protein heterodimerization activity; DNA-binding transcription activator activity, RNA polymerase II-specific. The transcript is spliced from 8 exons. Gene Ontology annotation, cellular component: perikaryon; CCAAT-binding factor complex; cytoplasm. The record is from RefSeq and is marked reviewed. Gene Ontology annotation, biological process: regulation of DNA-templated transcription; positive regulation of transcription by RNA polymerase II. Bases 30 to 1241 code for a protein of 403 amino acids. NCBI's taxonomy places the organism in Eukaryota, Metazoa, Nematoda, Chromadorea, Rhabditida, Rhabditidae.
CCCGUGUCCACCGUCUAAAAGCUCCCAAAAUGGAUCCAAAACCCAUAAACGAAGGAAUGUUACUGGAGGAUCAUGAUCAUGGAAUGCCUGAAGAAGAAGAAAUAACAGAAGAUGAUAUGAAUGGAAUUCAUAAUAUAGAAGAGGAUACACGAACAAUUAGUGAAAUAGCAAUGGAGCUUCAUCAUCCGAAUAAAAGUCAAGUUUUACUUGAUCAGGAACGAUUUUUGCCAAUUGCUAACGUGGUCCGAAUCAUGAAAACUCAAAUGGAUCCGCAGGCGAAAUUGGCAAAAGACGCAAAGGAGUGUGCUCAAGAGUGUGUUUCAGAGUUUAUAAGCUUUAUCGCUUCGGAAGCCGCUGAAAUAUGCAAUAUUACGAAGCGGAAGACUAUUACUGCAGACGACCUGCUCACCGCGAUGGAAGCCACAGGAUUCGACAAUUACGCGGAGCCAAUGCGAAUUUUCCUUCAAAAGUACCGUCAGGCUCACAAGAUCACUGGACCAAUUCACAGAACACACCCAGACUACGUACGGCCUCCACAAUUUCAAAUGGAUCCUUUUGUUCGGCCAUUAUUCUUCGAUACGGAGCAAGGACGCAGAUGUACCGAGACUCAAUACGUGAUAAAUGGCAGUGAAAUUGUGAAAAAUGCUCCAUUGGGAGAAGAAUGGAAUGAGCAAACUGGUACAUUGAAUACCCGCGCAGAUGGAUAUUAUAUGGAGGAGCCAAUGGAGCCGAUGCCGAUGGAAGAAGUAGAAAUUGAAGAACACGAGGAAAUUAUUGAGCAAGAUUCACUUGGAGCCAUCGCCUUGGAGCAACAAGGCCAAAUGCAGAUUUAUGUGGAUCCAAAGACGAAACAACAUUUUGCAGCGAAAGAAACUCCGAAUGGCAUGGAACUCUACCCUCUGAUCAUCCAGGACACCCCACUGCAAUUGGAAAAUGUUUCUGGGCCAAAUCAAUUCGUUAUGAAUAUGCCAGAUGGACGAGCAAUACCCCACGGAAUGGGACAAGAAGAGCCUCAGCCAGUGUCAAGUAGCUCAGUUAUGCGGAAAAUCGGUCAAAAUCCGUCUUCCUAUGCCCAGCAGCACCACCACGUCAGCCACGUGGAACAACACGAUGACGUGGAAUAUGAAGAAGAAGAAGAAGUAGAUCAAGUAGAGGAGGAUACAGUACCCGUUCCAAUCGCGCCGAGACCCGCAGCCACCCGAGUUCAGCCGAAACGAACGCCGACGAAGAGGAAAAAGUAGAGAAAAUUGCAAAAAAUGAUAAUUUCUCGAUUUUUAUUGUAUUUUUCGCAUUUUUUCACCCUGAAAUCCCAACUUUUUGAGGAAUUUUUAAAAUUUUGCACUGAAAAUCACCAUUUUUACCGAAUUUUUUAUUGGAUUUUUUCUCAUUUUCCCUCAAAACUGAAUCUGAAAACUGCAAUUUUUGCAAAAAUUCAAUUUUCCAAAAUUUUCCAUUUUUCAUUGAUCUCCAUCGUAUCCAUUUCCUUGACAACUUAACAUAUACAAUUGUAAUUAUUUUUGAAAUAUUUAUUCAUUUAUUUAUUUAUAUCUCUAAUUUAUUGCAAAAAAAUAAAUUCAAUUAUACCCC